AAGUCAAGUGCAUGUAACACAUCGUAAUAUUCCUAUGUGGUAAAACUGGCCUUUUACCUUCAUUCUCCAGUGACCGGAUAUAGAUGUCUGUGACAAGUAACUCUGGAGUGGACAAGCUGCUGAAGAUCUCCAGGUCAUGCCCUACCUGGUCCACACAGCAAAUCUUCAACUUGCAGGAUUUGCUAUUUCGACUGUGGGCUGGAUUUUGAGUUUCAUUUCCACAGGACUUGUACAGUGGAGAGUGUGGCAUGUAACUAACACCACCAUCAUAACUUCUGGCAUUGCUUGGAUUGGUAUCUGGAGGACUUGCUUUUUCAGUCACGUUUUGGUGUCCCCAAACCUAGAAAUUAUGCACUGUCAACCUUUUAGUGUGACGGACUCCUUCGUACCACGGGAAAUAUUUGUGGCACAAGGUCUCAUGUUAGUGGCUAUUAUUCUUGGAGCAGCUGGGAAAGCUGUAUGUGUCUUUGGACUAAAAAAUGUCCUUCAAGGUACAAGUGAUAUAUCAGUAAUUCCUCAAUGGUUUACAGCAGGCGGGAUCCUAAUCCUACUUUCCAGCAUUUCCAUUAUGAUUCCUGUGGCCUGGAACAUGCACUCAGUAAUCAAUAAUUUCAGCAUAGUCUUUCCAAGUACAUUCGUCAUGCCGUCCUGUCCUCAGAAGCAGGAAGUUGGAGCCGCCAUCUCUGUGGGGGUUGUCUCUGCCAUUUUACUUUUUACAAGUGGGAUUUUUUUCCUUAGUUAUAGGUUACCUAAGGAUUCUGAUAACAGAGUAUUUCCUAUAAAUGAUGAGGAUUCGAUAUUCUCGGACAGUGUAAGCCUGGGCUCAGGAUUAAUGUUUAACUCCAGGAGCGUUCUAUCAUUGAAACAUUAUUUAAAUGCAACACUAAAGUGUGAUGGAAUUAAAAAUGAUGCCUUUAUCUGGGAGAUAGAUGACAAGCUAUAA
This is a messenger RNA of Bufo gargarizans (Asiatic toad), 943 nucleotides long. RefSeq names its product claudin 34 (gene CLDN34). Gene Ontology annotation, cellular component: plasma membrane; bicellular tight junction. The transcript is spliced from 3 exons. Gene Ontology annotation, molecular function: structural molecule activity. The record is from RefSeq and is a predicted model, not a curated record. NCBI's taxonomy places the organism in Eukaryota, Metazoa, Chordata, Amphibia, Anura, Bufonidae. Gene Ontology annotation, biological process: cell adhesion; bicellular tight junction assembly. Bases 137 to 943 code for a protein of 268 amino acids.